Manihot esculenta (cassava) is the source of this 1990-nucleotide messenger RNA. RefSeq lists its product as uncharacterized. The record is from RefSeq and is a predicted model, not a curated record. The transcript is spliced from 8 exons. Lineage: Eukaryota; Viridiplantae; Streptophyta; Magnoliopsida; Malpighiales; Euphorbiaceae. The coding region runs from base 1180 to 1827 and encodes 215 amino acids.
AUUUAAAAUCUUUUCUAAUUUACAGAUUGAUGUUUAGACAUCCAUCAAUAAUAUAGAUUAUUGCGUUCACAUCAACAAAACAUUUGUUCAGUUGAGCUCUUAAUAUGUUUUCAUUUGUUGUUACCCUUACCCUUUGUUUGGAUUUAAGGGAAAUGGAGAGAAGAGAAAAGAAAAGAAAUCUUGAUUUCUCAAAUUUCUCUUGUUUGGAGAGGACAAUUUGCAUUUCUCAAAUUCCUACAAGUAACCGAAAGUGUUCCCUCAAAUUUGUGAGAAACGGGUGAAAAUACCUAAAGUAUUGUUCUUUCCCAUCUUUUCUUUUGAGGUAGAAAUUUGAUUUUCCUUAUAUAUUAAUAAUUAUCCAGAAAACAUAAAGCAAAUCAAAUUUAUUUUCUCUUCAUUUCCUUAUACAAUUAAGGAUCCAAACAAAUUAUUAAUGACGAAAAGGAGUGGAAUAUGGUUAUGCAUAACAUCAGCAAUUAAUUUUUCUGUAAUGGAACUUUCUUGAAACCAAGGAUGGCUAUCUCCUUCCAUAUAGCUUCAGUUUCUUUUAGUGUAAACACUGGUUUCAGUCAUCCUUUUUAGUUCCACCGUACCUUGCCAAUAUUGGAUUACUGGUCUAGAUGAAGCUAGUCCUGGCUGUCUUCAGUAAAACCAGACUUUGCGUGCUAGGUUUUCCAGCCAAUCGUGUUGGAUAGGCAACAGUGUUGAGAGUUGCAGAGAUAGUCUUCUGGACUUGAGCAUGUAUCCUAGUAACAAAACAGCAGAACUAACCACCAUUAAUCCACGGAAUUUGCUUUCUGGUCCAGCAGGUAGUCCCUGAUGUUUUUCUUUGGUCCUAUGUAUCCACCUCCAUAUGAGCUUAAAUGCAAACUUGAAGUUCUUGCCGUAACUUCUCUUUGCAGGUUCUGAGAUAUAUAAGGAGAUGUUGGCAAAGGCCCUUGCUAACUACUUUGGUUCUAAAUUACUCAUAUUUGAUAGCCAUUCUUUCUCUGUGGUUUGUCUUCAAAGGAAGCUGAGUUUUUGAAGGAUGGAUUUAAUGCAGAAAAAUCCUGCAUCUGUACCAGACAAAGCCCUACGAUCGCCAACUCAUUAAAAAGUGUGAAUCCAUCAGGUCUUGAAGCAGGUACACCUAGUUCUUCAAAUGCACCUUCUUCCUUUGGUCAGGGAUCUCAACCAAAGAUGCAUAUUGAUGCUGUACCCUCUUCUUCUGGGACAUCCAGAAAUCUGUUGUUUAAAAUAGGUGAUAGAGUAAGGUACAUUUCUGGUGGCUUAUAUCCAUCAGCAUCUUCAUCAAGGGAUCCACCUAAUGGAAUUCAUGGAAAGGUCGAACUAGAUUUUGAGGACAAUCCUUUGUCAAAAAUUGGGGUAAGGUUUGAUAAACCUGUAACCGACGGGGUUGAUCAUGGAGGCCUUUGUGAGGGAGGUCAUGGGUACUUUUGCAAUGUUAUUGAUCUUCAUUUGGAUAAUGUGGAAGAUUUGGACAAGUUACUGAUCAAUACAUUAUUUGAGGUAUCGCAUCCUGGAGGUCUUCUUUUCACAAAAUUUGGUAGCAAUCAAACUGCACUUCUUGACCUGGCUUUUCCGGAUAGCUUUGGAAGACUUUAUGACAGAGGGAAAGAAGUGCCAAAGGCAACAAAAGUUCUGACUAAACUUUACCCGAAUAAAGCAGUUAUUCACAUGCCACAGGAUGAGGUGCUUCCAGCAUCUUGGAAGCAUCAAUUGGAUCGAGAUGUAGAAACCCUCAAAAUGAAGGGAAAUUUGAAUCACCUUCGUGCUGUGAGAAAUCUUUCAUACGCUAAGCUAUGGCAUUUGAUUGUUAUUUCUUAGAACAUUUUAUCAUUAAUACAAUAUGUAAAGGGGCGGUUUGAAAUUUGGUAUGUGUAAUACUUAAGAGUCAAUUACUUGUCCAUGUCUGGUCAGUUUGCCUCUGCUACUGAAACAUUAUGUUGGCUCACAUCACUGGUCCUUAUAAUAAAAUAAUCUUCAAUGA